GUAGUAGGCUGGCAGUUCUUCUCUUCCCAUUGAACCAUCUAUACACGGGAGAGAAAUCAUCCUAACUAGCUAGCUUGGUAGAACUAUCUCGUUGUGAUCUCCUCAUCAACUCCAAAGGUAGUUAAGAUCUUGCUAUGGGUGGUCUCUCUCUUCAGCACCCGUGGGCCUUUGCCUUUGGCCUCCUAGGCAACGUCAUCUCGUUCAUGACCUACCUGGCCCCACUGCCGACAUUCUACCGGAUCUACCGGAGCAAGUCGACGCAGGGGUUCCAGUCGGUCCCUUACGUGGUGGCGCUCUUCAGCGCGAUGUUGUGGAUCUACUACGCGCUGCUCAAGUCUGACGAGUGCCUCCUCAUCACCAUCAACUCCGCCGGCUGUGUCAUUGAGACCAUCUACAUCAUCAUCUACCUCACCUAUGCACCAAAGCAAGCCAAGCUCUUCACGGCGAAGAUCCUCCUCCUCCUGAAUGUGGGUGUGUUCGGGCUUAUCCUCCUGCUCACCCUGCUCCUGUCGGAGGGCGAGAAGCGCGUCGUCAUGCUCGGGUGGGUUUGCGUCGGCUUCUCCGUCAGCGUCUUCGUCGCGCCCCUCAGCGUUAUCCGCCUUGUGGUGCGUACCCGGAGUGUGGAGUUCAUGCCCUUUUCCCUCUCCGUCUCCCUCACCGUCAGCGCAGUCGUCUGGUUCCUCUACGGCCUCCUCAUCAAGGACAAAUAUGUUGCCCUGCCCAACAUUCUUGGGUUUGCCUUCGGUGUGAUUCAAAUGGGGCUCUACACCCUCUACCGCAACGCCACACCUACACCGGCGCCCAAGCAGGUGGACGAUGAUGAUGCUGUCAAGGUGCCCGAGCAUGUGGUCAACAUCUCCAAGCUUGGCCCAGCGGCUGCCAUCGAGCUCAACACACACAAUCCCAUCGAACCAGGGAUGCCACCGCUGAUGAAGGAAAACAGCUUGGCAUGCGCCAGCGACGAGACCAAGGGGGGUGUUGACAAGGCAACCCACGUCGAGCAAGUCUAGGCAGUCAUGCGUUCAUGCCUAUGAUGUAUGCGUGCACUUAAGCCAUGGCGGGCAGGGCUCGAGCAAAGAAGCUAUAGGGAGAGAAAUGCAUGCUUGUGGGCUUGUGAUUUCCACUAUGGACGUUCCAUUAGAUGCUCGAGCCAGUUAUUUUAUCCUGGUCGUAUUCAUUAGUAUGUCCAUCUAUCACUUCCAUGUAAUGAUCUUAUUAUAAAAAUUGCCAUUUUCUCAUGAA
This is a messenger RNA of Triticum urartu, 1242 nucleotides long. Its product is annotated as bidirectional sugar transporter SWEET14. Gene Ontology annotation, biological process: carbohydrate transport. The record is from RefSeq and is a predicted model, not a curated record. Lineage: Eukaryota; Viridiplantae; Streptophyta; Magnoliopsida; Poales; Poaceae. Gene Ontology annotation, molecular function: sugar transmembrane transporter activity. Gene Ontology annotation, cellular component: membrane.